AGAAACGAAAAAGUGAAAGUUAGUUUUCCACGAAUUUUGAGCAAUUUAGAAAUAAGGAAGCAUAGCACACUGAGACAAUCGAUAGAGAAAAAUUAGUUUGCAAUGUAAUACAAGUUUUUCUUCCGGAUUUUCAGGACACCUCAAGAGGGAAUCAAACGUAAAGUUUCCUCUAUCCGCAUUCUUUUCAAUAAUGAUCAAAAAGAGAACACCAACCCGAACGCGCUUCCUUUAGCUGAACCUCUUGAUUCACCUCUACUCCCUCCAGCCAUUAAUGAUGAAAUCCGCCAAAGCUCCUCUCAAACUGCUCAACAUCUGAAAAUAUCCAAUGCCUCCACCAAUCCACAGUUACUUUCAUCUGCAUGCUCUCCCAUUCCUGUCACUCCUUCCCCCUCUUCUUGUCUUUGUAAUUCUUUUUCUGAGACGCAAAACAAUGUAGAGAAUAUAAUUGAAAAUAUUUCCACGCGCAUGGCUGGUUUAAAAGUGAACAAAGGUAGUCAAACUGAUAUCCCUGAUCAAAUGUAUCAAUUACGAGAAGAAAAUGAAAAUUUGCGAAAGCAAAUGGAAAACCAAAAAUUUCGGUUUGGAGUUGGCCACAUAAAAAGUAAUGAUAACUGGAUUAAGUACUACACAUCAAUGCACGACUCUAAAAUGCUUGACAUUUUCUUAAAAUUGUUUGAUGAUGUGAAAGUUAAUUAUUAUUAUGGAUGGACGGUAAAAGUAAUUGAUAGGCAUGACCAAAUCCUGAUGACACUGAUGAAAUUGAGACUAAACUUAGGCGAAAUAGACCUGGCACGCCAGUUUAAUGUUGGUCAGUCAACAGUUUCAAACAUUGUGAUCACAUGGAUCCAUGUCUUCUAUGAAGUUCUGUGUGAAGAUUUCAUGCGAGAUAUUCCUUCCAUGGAAAAAAUAAAAAAAUGUAUGCCCUCGUGCUUCCGCGACUUCCCCAAUUGCAGAAUAAUCCUUGACUGCACGGAGGUUUUCAUUGACACUCCAAAGAAAUUGUCACAACAAAAUAAAACAUAA
Bemisia tabaci is the source of this 1023-nucleotide messenger RNA. The record is from RefSeq and is a predicted model, not a curated record. NCBI's taxonomy places the organism in Eukaryota, Metazoa, Arthropoda, Insecta, Hemiptera, Aleyrodidae.